AAGUCAAUCCUGAACUUCGUGAACCAUUGCAUAGAGGAGGCAGAAAACCACCAGAAGCUGAUCAACAUGCAGAAAAGGCUGGACAAGCGAGCCAUAGAGGCCUCAACUGACCCUAACCUUGCUGAGUUCAAGAAACUUGACCUGACCCGACAUCGUUUGAUAUUCGACGGACCGAUGACCUGGAAGUUGUCGAAGAACAAGCAGGUAGACAUCCAUGCCAUUUUGCUGGAAGACUUCAUGGUCCUUCUGCAGAAGGUUCCAGAUUCAGAGAGACUGGUCCUCAAGGCUCACAAC
Molecule: messenger RNA, 294 nt
Organism: Helobdella robusta
Lineage: Eukaryota; Metazoa; Annelida; Clitellata; Rhynchobdellida; Glossiphoniidae
Exons: 2
Biological process (GO): G protein-coupled receptor signaling pathway
Cellular component (GO): cytoplasm
Molecular function (GO): G protein-coupled receptor binding; guanyl-nucleotide exchange factor activity
Source: RefSeq, a predicted model, not a curated record